AUGGCCACACCCACAACCAGGCGCAAUCGAACCCUCGCCUCAUGUGAACCUUGCCGAGAGAGGAAAACUCGAUGCGAUCACGGCAAACCAGUCUGUGCCUCCUGCCGGCGUCGUGGCUUCGAUUCUCGGUGCUACUACCAUCCUGCCCCUCUGACUAAAAUUCGAAGUGCAAGUGCACAAAGACUGGCCGUGCCUACGCCAUCCCAACCAACCAUUGCUGCACCAUCAUGGAGCAGGUCCAGUGCAAUAUAUCCCGGACGCUCUGCGGCUGGACCGCCCAAAUUCCACACAUGGCCUUUUAUGUCGACCGUCUCUGACAGGGGGAACCUGCCAGACACUCCCUUGCCGGGCUCGCAUGACAGAAAGGCCUAUGAGGCCCACCUAGCGACCAUGAAGGAGAUUGUGUCUCAGUUAAGAUACCUUCCUGUCAUUGAAAAGUGCCUCCAUCAGUACUACUCCGCUAAGCAUAACUCACUUGUACCGAAACCAGUCGUUCUGCACCUUCUCAAUGCGCUCCGUACAGAUCUAGUAUCGUCGGGCUAUAUCCUUGAAGAAACGGGAGAUCGAGUUGAGUUGGGCGAUAUUUCGCGGUUAUCAGAAUCUAUAAUGCUUUCUUCCUCUACAGAGGUUAUCAUCACCGCAUCCUUGGACCUGCAUGGUUUCUUAGCCUUGUUCUCUGGUCCGAAUCUUCGAGUCGAGACUCUCGGUCUUUUGUACACUAUGGCUGCCCGUGCUUCGGCUUUUUUCAUUGACUGCGAUGAGGGUGAGGAUGCCGCAUUUGUCCCAGACAUGGUCUGGUAUAGCACGGUAAUCUUACGACUAGCUCGAGACCUUGCACCCCAGUCAAACGACGUCAUUAUAUGGUUGGCGAAUGAGAAUGGACAGCUCAGGUCAUACCUUGAAGGAGAUACGAGCCUCGGCGUGUGGCGUCUGGUGGGCGAUCUCUCGACCGAUUUAUUAGCUCUGGGCUUGAACAGGGAAGCGACAUAUUCCCCUGAGAGAACCCCGUUUUUUCUUGCAGAGUGCCGGAGAAGGUGCUUUGUGACUGAAUAUUACCUGGAGAAAAUGUUUGGCCUGAUAUUCAAUCUUCCUCCUCGCAUUACCUCUCGAUAUGUGGACGUCAAGCUCCCCCUUGAUUUGUCAGAUGACGAACUUUUUGCCCAAACUCCCCAGGAACUAGAGGAUGCAAAAGGUCGACUCACCGAAGAUGGCUGGAACACAGAUGGGAAGCUUAGAGCAGCAACCUGGGCUCGAUUGCGCUAUAUUCUGAGUCAGUUUCGGGAGGGAAUUGUGGAAUAUCAUUUUCAAGCAUCACAGGCCGCUGACCCUGCCCAGCUGAGAGAAUUGUCUUCUCGAUGUCGUCAGACGUGGGAUAACCUGCCUCCACAUUUAAGAUAUACUCAGGACUGUUGGGAAUCCGACAUGCCCUUGAGCACUUGUUACAUGCACGCAAAGGUUCAUCUAGCCUAUCUCCAAAUUCAUUUCCAGAUAUACCACCUUCUUGGGGAGAAUAGCUCGACUCCGCUUCCCGAGCUGCUGGACGUAUCGACAAACAUUCUGGAGACAGUGGUUCAGAUGGGAAAAACCCGCAGAAAGGGCGCCUUUACUUCGCAUGAUCUACCUGAAAUCCUUCUGGCCUGCGGCUUGCCGUCUGCGGCAGUCCUCCUAACUACACUAGAGAACAAUACGCAAGAUCCGUCAAGUAUCCUUACGCCUGGCAUAAAAACAUCAUCCGUCAUUCGCAAUGUUGCCGUCCUUACGUCGCAACUCGAAAGAGUGGCCAGUUCGCGGGAAAGAAAUCAAGCCUUCUGCUUGCAGGCGGCAAAGGCCAUCACGGAGAAAUUGGACAGGAUUUUGGACAAGCUUGCAACGUCAAAGUUUCAGGCUCGGACAAUUGCUCAUGUUGCGACAAGGGUUGACGUAAUAGACUCGAUGCCAACUCCGACCACUGAUCUUGACGCUUCCCUCACUGGUGGAGACAGUGCUGGAGAUGGGGAUAGAGAAAUUGGUACUUUUAAUCUGGAUGACUACGAGAAUCUCGAUCUAAUGUCUUGGGCAAUCGAUUUUGAUAUUGGAAGCAUGGCCAGCGAGUGGACAAUGAUGUAG
Molecule: messenger RNA, 2106 nt
Organism: Aspergillus saccharolyticus JOP 1030-1
Lineage: Eukaryota; Fungi; Ascomycota; Eurotiomycetes; Eurotiales; Aspergillaceae
Exons: 5
Coding region: 1-2106 (701 amino acids)
Biological process (GO): DNA-templated transcription; regulation of DNA-templated transcription
Cellular component (GO): nucleus
Molecular function (GO): zinc ion binding; DNA-binding transcription factor activity, RNA polymerase II-specific; DNA binding
Source: RefSeq, a predicted model, not a curated record